AUGACCAAAGAAAAAGCCACAGGCCGGACCUGGAACACGAUCCCGCCCGAGCUGCGUCUCGAGAUAUACAAGAAGCUCUGGGUGCCGCGGACAGUUACCAUCUACCGCAGUGCACACCACGAUGUCAAUACCAGCUUCGAACAUCAAGUUCUCAGUCUGGCCCGUAGCCAAGACCGAGACAGGUUCGAGCAGGACGUCGCCAUCGACGCCCUCUCCGUGGCCGCGCACUGCCCGGCGAUCCAAGUUCCUCGCGAGGAUCCAGUGCCUGAUGCCAACAACGAUCCCCUGACGGCAGGAAACGGGUUCCUUUGCGGGCCUCACGGGCACUGGGAUGCGAACUGGCUGCGACUGGUCAGGGAUUCGAUGCCACCGGACGCCGACGCCAGCGGCUCGGCUCCAAACGGUCCCUCACGACAGCUGCUGCCGCCGCCCCUAUACACCACCACCACCUCUGCGCGCGUCGACAGAAGCACCCUCGUCCCCAUCACGCUCUGGAUCGACCGCGAGUCGCGCGCCGAGACGCUCAAGCACUACCGGCCCGCCUUUGCGCUGCGCGGCGGCGCCACGCGCGUCUACUUCAACUUUGCCCUCGACACGCUCCGCAUCCCCGUGCACGGCAAGCUCUGGCGGCUGGUGCAGCGCCGCGACCUGCAGGACCUCGUGCGGCUGAGGAUGGUCGGCACGGCCGACGACCCUUCGGGCUCGCGCUCGCGCAGCCUGAACCCGACCGCCGCGACGACCCACAACCCGGCCGAGCCGCCGGCGGCCAUGGGGUCGCUGCUGCGCGCCCUCUGCCCGCGGCUGCGCCACGUCACCGUCGAGCCGGCGUGGGGCUGUGCGCGCAACAACCUGGCCUGGCGGCGGCACGAGAUGGAUGACAACUUGGUCAUCUUCAACUGGCGCGAGAUUGGAGAGCUCCAGGUCGGCUGCUCGAGCUGCACGUGGAACCACGGCCACAGGCCCUGCGGCGUGCUCCUCCGGCGGCUCCGCGAGCUCAAGUGGAUGGUCGACAUGCCGCUGAUCAUGCCCGGGAGCAACGGGCCUUCUGAGCCGGGACUCGUGCUGACGUUUCACAGCUCGCGACCCAUCGACGAUUUUGUCAAUGGCGGCGACGAUGGCUACGGCGUGCCCGGAUAUGUCAGGAGCGACGAGACGAAUCCAGGCCUGGACGAAGCCAGGGUGAAGAGCACGCUAUUCCUAGACGGGCAGCAUCCGCGCGCCAGUGUAGAGGAGGACUUCCACCGCCUCUGCACUAUCAACGCCAUGCAGCACAACAUCAGAUUGGCUUGCGACUUGACUACUCACCCGGCAGGUCAGAUGAACAACUCGAUAGACUGCAAAUUCGAGUUCCCGCCCAGUGUCUCGGAUCAAAAAACAAUCCUAUGGGUGCGGUCAUUGAUUGCCUGUAAUCCGGAUGCAUCCAUGUCAAUGCUGCAGUAUGUUUUGAAGUUGCAAAUGGCUGGACAGUCGCAACGAGUUGAAUACAGUCAAUAG
Molecule: messenger RNA, 1494 nt
Organism: Pyricularia oryzae 70-15
Lineage: Eukaryota; Fungi; Ascomycota; Sordariomycetes; Magnaporthales; Pyriculariaceae
Exons: 1
Coding region: 1-1494 (497 amino acids)
Source: RefSeq, a predicted model, not a curated record